This is a messenger RNA of Colias croceus (clouded yellow), 560 nucleotides long. RefSeq lists its product as uncharacterized. Bases 67 to 438 code for a protein of 123 amino acids. Lineage: Eukaryota; Metazoa; Arthropoda; Insecta; Lepidoptera; Pieridae. The transcript has 4 exons. The record is from RefSeq and is a predicted model, not a curated record.
UGCAAAUUACUACAGUACUCAUAAAAAUAAAGAUAUCCAUCCUACAAAGCACUGCGUUUCACAAGCAUGUCAGUACUUCCAAGAGGUUUUGAGAGCAUUCGUGCAUCUCCCAGAUAUGGUAUUGUAAGGGGUGAAUACAGCGUGUAUUACAAAAGACCGCGGUAUGGUCAACCUAGACCACAACCCUUUCAAAGAGAGACCGCACCAUACAAGAGUGCACCAACAAACGCACGAGCAGAUAGACCAUGCUGUUAUGAUUAUCCCUGCAAAGCGGAUUGUUUCAAUCACGGAGCCUGCACGCGCCCUAGCGGAAGAUAUGCUCGUACUGUCUGGUACCCUGGUGAAUGCUGCCCAUGCGUUCCACCGUGCCAAGCUUUCACCUGCCCUAACCCACCUUUCCAUCCUUGCUGUUGCCACACGUGCAAUAAACUCGUCUAAAGUAUCUACCUACCCAAAAUUUAUAUCCUUGUCAGAUCGUAAACCAUCGGUGUCAAUUUUCUGUGAUCGUCUGACUGCUUGUGAAUCGAAGUGGUGUCUCAAUAAAUUUUGUAAACUGACGA